UGGUCACAUGGUACGGCUGGUUCCUGGGCUGGGAACUGGGUAACAAUGUUCUGCGGGGGGGUGGAACAGCUGCUGGACUUGUGUGUGCUGUCUCUGGCCAAAAGCCUCUCCCAUUAUGACUCUCAGAUUGACCCGCUGCCUCCGCACAUUAAGGACAAGCUGAUAAAACUGCUGAGUGUCCAUGGGCUCAUCACCGACUCAAACAUCAGUCAGGUGCUGCACCCCUGGGUGCUGAAACUGGACCUCCGAGAGUGCGACAUCUCCGACCUGUCUCUUCGGCUGCUGUCUCGCUGCCGCCAACUAAAGGAAAUUAAUGUAAAUGCGCACAAGGGGGAGGAGAGACCACUGGUCACUUCUGAAGGUCUCUCAGCAUUGGCCCAGUCCUGCCCCAGUCUCCAUGUGAUCUCUAUGAAAAGAUGCUCCAAUGUCACCGACCACGGGGUCCUGUCCGUCGCCCUCAACUGCCGCCUCCUGCAAGUCAUUAACCUGGGUGGCUGCUCCGGUAUCGGCGACGGGUCCCUGCGGGCCCUGGGGCAGAACUGCAGCUUCCUACAGAGCGUCGACUUCUCAGCAACCAAGGUCACAGACGAUGGCGUUCGAGCCCUGGUGAGCGGCAGAUGCGCACAAACAUUAAAGGAAGUGCUCAUGAGCCGCUGUGUUUUCCUGACGGACAGAGCUGUGGAACAUAUCGUCCUCUCCUGCCCCCACAUCAACAUCUUCCUCUUCCAUGGGUGCCCCCUCGUCACAGGUUGGUCCCGGGAGAUUCUGGACCACAUGGCCGGGUCCAACAAACUGAAACAAGUCACCUGGACCAUUUACUGACGGGUUCCCAGCACCCCAAAAAAGGGUGGGAGGGGCUUACAUUCCAAUAAAACAUUAACUGUAUUCAUA
This is a messenger RNA of Xenopus tropicalis (tropical clawed frog), 891 nucleotides long. It is a transcript of the gene amn1, whose product is annotated as antagonist of mitotic exit network 1 homolog. The coding region runs from base 46 to 822 and encodes 258 amino acids. The transcript has 7 exons. The record is from RefSeq and is a predicted model, not a curated record. NCBI's taxonomy places the organism in Eukaryota, Metazoa, Chordata, Amphibia, Anura, Pipidae.